AUGACCACUACUACACCCACUCUGCCAGCGACUGAGUCGAAUGAAGAUCGCACUCGACUAGUUCCUCCCCACAUUGGUCGUCAUGUUCUGCCCAAUAGUCCACUCUUCGUGAAACUUUCCAGACAUGCCUGUUGCAAUCGCCUUGCCAUUAGAGACAAUAUCCUCAAAAUCAAGAAACCCUACGGAGACCUCCUAGCGGAUGUGUUGACCUAUCGGGCGUUUUUAGAAUCGUCUCUAGAGAGUAUAGUCUUGGAGAGAAUCGAACGAAACGAUGAGAUAUACAUUGGCGUGUUAGCUGCGAGAGGCUACGAGUUCACCGUCGCCAUCCUCGCAGUGCAUGCACUCGAAGCGGCAGUCGUGCCGAUGACAACCAAAAAUCCUGUCGAAAAGGCCGCAUACUUCGAGCAGAAAGCUUUCCACUCGUCCUCUGCGAGCAACCUCGCUCACUGGGUGAAGGAUCGAUUUGCAUCACUGGCGUCGUCCACCGGCCAAAUUCUUGAAUCACCAAAGCCCCCUAUCACCGAAAAGCUGACGCGUUUCCCAAUCACAUCGGCGCCUGUUGCCAUCCACAACUGCUUCCGCAAAGGCCCCCUUUUGUAUCUCUUGAUCUUAAUGGACGAGUCGACCUAA
Molecule: messenger RNA, 630 nt
Organism: Penicillium cinerascens
Lineage: Eukaryota; Fungi; Ascomycota; Eurotiomycetes; Eurotiales; Aspergillaceae
Exons: 3
Coding region: 1-630 (209 amino acids)
Source: RefSeq, a predicted model, not a curated record